Ficedula albicollis (Collared flycatcher) is the source of this 686-nucleotide messenger RNA. RefSeq names its product beta-microseminoprotein-like. Lineage: Eukaryota; Metazoa; Chordata; Aves; Passeriformes; Muscicapidae. The coding region runs from base 1 to 396 and encodes 131 amino acids. The record is from RefSeq and is a predicted model, not a curated record. The transcript is spliced from 4 exons.
AUGCAUAAAUUCUGUGUUAUGAGAGCAAGAGUCAAAGAGAGGCAAAGGCAGAACACCAUCGUGGCCUGCCUUCUUGCUCUUGCCAUCAGCAUGCCACUGUCUGAUGCUGCUUGUUUCAUCAUACCAUUCAAGCCAGGGAUGUCUAAUGGUGUGGUUGUAGGCUGCCUUGACGAGGAAGGAAAGGUCCAUGAAUUUGGUUCUAGCUGGAAGACUGAGGACUGCAAUAAUUGCUACUGUUCUGCUACUGGAAUUGACUGCUGCAAUAGCUACAUCACACCAGCCGACUACGAUGAAGAGAAAUGUGAAAGCAUUUUCAAUAAGGAGACUUGCUCUUAUAAAGUAGUGGAGAAAGAUGAUCACUCAAAAGAAUGCCCAGUCCAUGGAUGGGUGGGGUAACAGAAGAAUGGUGGACUGGGGGGAUAUUUCCUUUUAUUGUUUACAUGGUUAUCUCUCACAAAUUCAAAAAUACUUAAAAUGCAGCCUGUUGAGUGAAAUCUACUCAUAAAACCCAAUAUAUAAUGAAACCGAGUAUCUACUCACAAAAAUCUCCCUUGACUUCUCUGCCUUAUGCUUCACCACGAACAAAGAACUGACCUGUUCUUUCCUUGAGGUCGGACAUUAAAGGAGACAUUUUAAAGCAUCCUUGGUAGCUGCUAAUCUGUAUUCUUCUCUGGUCAUGUUUCAGU